Molecule: messenger RNA, 975 nt
Organism: Chrysochloris asiatica (Cape golden mole)
Lineage: Eukaryota; Metazoa; Chordata; Mammalia; Afrosoricida; Chrysochloridae
Product: olfactory receptor 51D1-like
Exons: 1
Coding region: 1-975 (324 amino acids)
Biological process (GO): G protein-coupled receptor signaling pathway
Cellular component (GO): membrane
Molecular function (GO): G protein-coupled receptor activity; olfactory receptor activity
Source: RefSeq, a predicted model, not a curated record
AUGCAGAAGCCCCAGCUUUUGAUCCCUCUCGCGGUCAUUCCGAAUGCAACUCUGAUCCACCCAGACUACUUCCUUCUGGUGGGCAUCCCUGGCCUAGGGCCUAACGUACACUUUUGGCUGGCGUUCCCUCUGUGUUUUAUGUAUGCAUUGGCCACCCUGGGAAACCUGGCCAUCGUCCUCAUCAUCCGUGUGGAAAGGCGCCUGCAUGAGCCCAUGUAUCUCUUCCUGGCCAUGCUUUCCUCCAUUGACCUAGUCCUGUCCUCCGUCACCAUGCCCAAGAUGGCUAGCCUUUUCCUGACGGGCCUCCAGGAGAUUGAGUUCAACAUUUGUCUAGUUCAGAUGUUUCUUAUCCAUGCUCUGUCAGCCAUGGAGUCAGCUGUCCUGUUGGCUAUGGCAUUUGACCGGUUUGUGGCCAUCUGCUAUCCUCUACGCCAUGCUUCUGUGCUCACAGGGCCCACUGUGGCCAAGAUUGGGUUGGCAGCCCUGACCAGGGGAUUUGUCUUCUUCUUUCCCCUGCCCUUUAUCUUGAAGCGGUUGUCAUACUGCCGAAAACAUACCGUCACACACUCCUUCUGUCUUCACCAAGAUAUUAUGAAGCUGUCCUGUACAGACACUACAGUCAAUGUAGUUUAUGGAUUGUUCAUUAUCCUCUCAGUAAUGGGCGUGGACUCCCUCCUCAUUGGUUUUUCCUACAUCCUCAUCCUUAGGGCUGUUUUGGCACUGUCUUCUCGGGGAGCAGCACUCAAAGCUUUCAACACUUGCAUCUCUCAUCUCUGUGCUGUCUUGGUCUUCUAUGUGCCCCUCAUUGGACUCUCUGUGGUUCACAGACUGGGAGGCCCCACCUCCCUGCUCCAUGUAGUUAUGGCUAAUGUUUACCUAUUGUUACCACCUGUUGUCAACCCCAUUGUCUAUGGAGCCAAGACCAAGGAGAUCCGUUCACGGGUGUUCCAUAUGUUCUCAAAAGAUGGUAGGUGA